Messenger RNA from Balaenoptera musculus (blue whale), 1163 nucleotides. Its product is annotated as 60S ribosomal protein L22-like. Gene Ontology annotation, biological process: cytoplasmic translation. Gene Ontology annotation, molecular function: structural constituent of ribosome; RNA binding. Gene Ontology annotation, cellular component: ribosome. NCBI's taxonomy places the organism in Eukaryota, Metazoa, Chordata, Mammalia, Artiodactyla, Balaenopteridae. The record is from RefSeq and is a predicted model, not a curated record. Bases 762 to 1148 code for a protein of 128 amino acids. The transcript has a single exon.
UGGAGAAUAUAUUAUAUACCCACAUAUAUAAAAACCCUCCACUUAACAGAUAGAGAAUUCACAUUCUUCUCAAACACACAUCAAACAUUUAUAAAAUCUGACCAGAUAUUUUAAUGAAUCACUAUAGUAAAGACCACAUUCUGUGUUCAGAAUUUAGUUAAAUUAGAAAUUCUCAUAUGUUUGAAUACUUAAAAGCACAUUCCUAAAUAAUUCAUGAUUUAAAUAAAAAAUUACACACCAUUUAGAAAAGAAAAACAAAGAAAAUACAUGAUAGAACUUGGAUAAUGCAGAUAAAGCAGUCAUUUGAAAGAAAGUUAUGACAUUAAAUGCAUUUAUUCAAAAUUAUUUCAAGUGAAUGAACUAAGCAUUCACUUCAUGGACCUGGGAAAUGAAUAGAGUCAACCUCCCCAAAAUACCAUUGAUCAAUGAAUCCAAAAACUGGUUCUCUGAGAAGACCAAUAAAACAAAUUUCUAGCAAGCCACAAUGAGAAGAAGAUAACACAAAUGAUAUUGGAAAUUCACCCCUGCACCUAGCGAUUUGGGACCCAUGGAGUGGGGACCAGGCAGUAUAACUCCAUUGGGGCUGCAUUUGCCUGCACAUCCUCACCAAGCCGUUCAGCCCCACGAGUGUCCAGCCUUAGGACCCAUCCAGCUGUGGGGCUAGAUGAUGUGACUCCAGGUUAUGUCACCACCCCAGAACAAAUUUUGUAAGAAUUUCUCUCUCGAGUUCACCCAACUCCUUUUCUGCCUUCGCUGCCGCCAUGGCGCCUGUGAAAAAGCUUGUGGUGAAGGGGGGCAUAAAAAAGAAGCAGGUCCUGAAGUUUACUCUUGACUGCACCCAUCCUGUAGAAGAUGGAAUCAUGGAUGCUGCCAAUUUUGAACAGUUUCUUCAGGAAAGAAUCAAAGUGAAUGGAAAACCUGGGAAUCUCGGAGGAGGUGUUGUAACAAUCGAAAGAAGCAAAAGCAAGAUCACUGUAACUUCCGAGGUGCCUUUUUCCAAAAGGUAUUUGAAAUAUCUCACCAAAAAAUAUUUGAAGAAGAAUAAUCUCCAUGAUUGGUUAUGCGUAGUUGGUAACAGCAAAGAAAGUUACGAAUUACAUUACUUCCAGAUUAAUCAAGAUGAAGAAGAGGAGAAAGAUGAGGAUUGAAACUCAGUUAUCUGG